This is a messenger RNA of Linderina pennispora, 994 nucleotides long. RefSeq names its product trypsin-like serine protease. The record is from RefSeq and is a predicted model, not a curated record. Bases 68 to 928 code for a protein of 286 amino acids. The transcript has a single exon. Gene Ontology annotation, biological process: proteolysis. Gene Ontology annotation, molecular function: serine-type endopeptidase activity. Lineage: Eukaryota; Fungi; Kickxellomycota; Kickxellomycetes; Kickxellales; Kickxellaceae.
CUCUCAUCAGCAUACGUUCCAAUUCUUGCAUUUCCUUACCCAUUCCACUUGCAUCUCCCACUAAAGUAUGAACCUCCUAUCCUCAUUCCUCUGCCUCACUUUAACUGCAGCGCUAUCUGCAUCUGCAGCACCUAUCAAUGAUCUCAACAAGCGCAUCAUUGGCGGCUACCUCCUUGGCUCACACGGCGCCCCCUAUGCGGUCAAGAUCGCUAUUGACAUGGGCAACAACGAGAUUCUCAGCUGUGGCGGCAGCAUUCUCACCAAGAAUCACAUCCUGACUGCCGCCCACUGCGUCGUCGACGAUGCUGGAACCGGCGUGUUGAAGCCUUCGCAGUUCACAAUCGGCUAUGGUGAUUCGCUCAUUAAAAACCAGAAGACCGUGCAAGGCACAAAGGUGUUUAUGCAUCCCGGGUUCAAGCAGCAGAAAGUAAAUGCCAACGACCUCGCCAUCAUCCAGGUACCUGACAUCAGCCUGGAUGGCAAGUCCGCCCGCGCCAUCUCCAUUUUCACCGGCUCAAUUGACGAAGGGCAGAUGCUUGUUGCCAUGGGCUGGGGCACAACCAAGACCGAUAAUGACCCAGAUUCGCUGUCAGACGAACUCAAGGCGGCGCUUGUCCAUGUCGGCGACAAAAAGAGCUGCCAGAAAUUCGAUCCGCAGUACCAGUCAUCGAAUGGCAAUAAGGUUUGCGCGCUCAACAAGUUCUCGCCCGGAAACUCGACGUGCAAGGGCGACAGCGGAUCGGCGGUGGUCAUCAAGGGGCCGGGCGGAUACUACCUGGCUGGACUUGUUAGCCAGGGCGGCCGUAGGGUCAACUCAAACUGCGGCACGCCUGAUGGAUACUCGCUGUUUACUCGCAUUUCCAGCCACCUUGAUUUCAUCGCUAGCGUAACUGGUGCAGACAACAGCACCCUGACAAAAUCCUACUAGUCCAUUUAUACAUUGUGGCAACCUGCAAGCUGGAUCUUCAGGUAAUAUACAUUGCAUCUAUCUUUU